AUGAUCCGCGCUCUCGUACUUUUGACAGCGGGGAACGCUCUCCAAUGUCGUCUCCUGUUAGUUGAAUACUCUAAGAUUGUAGGUGUUUGCGCUCUCUUGAGCGUAGUUCGUGGAGGACUUAUUGCGAGUCCGCACGGAGCAGUUUCAUCGCAGAGCAUAGUCCUAGGGCACCCAGCACCAGCACCAUCGUAUGCUACAUAUGCCGCACCGGCUUAUGCUUCGAAUUAUGGCAUCGGACUAGGUCACAGUGCUAUCGUUGCACAUGCAGCACCAGUGUACCACGCAGCACCCAUCGCCCACGCCGUUGCCCCUGUUGAGGUUUAUUCCCACCCCCGCUACCAGUUUAACUACGGAGUCUCUGAUGCCCACACCGGCGAUCAAAAGAGUCAGUGGGAGGCGCGCGACGGUGACGUGGUGAAGGGUCAAUACUCUCUAGUCGAGCCCGAUGGCACCGUCCGUACCGUUGACUACACCGCUGAUGAUCACAAUGGGUUCAACGCAGUCGUGAACAGGCAAGGACAUGCUGCCCAUCCCGCUACCGCUCGCGUGGUUAAAACCUUAGUAGCUGCUCCAGCCCUAGGACAUGGCCAUCUUCUCGGCUAG
Messenger RNA from Parnassius mnemosyne (clouded apollo), 603 nucleotides. The record is from the annotation of a GenBank genome assembly. Lineage: Eukaryota; Metazoa; Arthropoda; Insecta; Lepidoptera; Papilionidae.